Neopsephotus bourkii (Bourke's parrot) is the source of this 1632-nucleotide messenger RNA. Its product is annotated as trace amine-associated receptor 5-like. Gene Ontology annotation, molecular function: trace-amine receptor activity. Gene Ontology annotation, cellular component: membrane. Gene Ontology annotation, biological process: G protein-coupled receptor signaling pathway. The record is from RefSeq and is a predicted model, not a curated record. NCBI's taxonomy places the organism in Eukaryota, Metazoa, Chordata, Aves, Psittaciformes, Psittacidae.
AGAAACCGCCUGAUGGCUUCAAUAAAAGUAUUAGAUUAAAAGACAUCUCUCCUUCUAAUCUGCUUUUUUAUCACCUUUUUUCAGGUUAGUCAUUUGGCACCUCUGCUGAGAGGUGAAUCCUUUUCCAGGUUUGUGGCAGAGCUGGGGGAGGCAAUGGGACGUGGGCAAGCUGGCAUGAGUUCACCCCAGAGCCCCAGUUCUAAGAAGGAGAUGCUCGUCACCUUCUGCUAUGAGGUGAAUGGCUCCUGCUACAGGACCUUAUACCCCUUUGGAGUCCAGCUGGCCAUUUAUGUGGCCUGUGCCUUGGGCACGCUUUUCACGGUGCUGGGGAACCUCCUUGUUGUCAUCAUUGCUUUCUAUUUCAAAGUCCUGCACAAGCCCACCAACCUCCUGAUUCUCUCCCUUGCCCUUGCUGACCUCCUCCUGGGACUGACUGUGCUUCCCUUCAGCAGCAUUAGGUCUGUAGAGAGCUGCUGGUAUUUUGGAGAUGACUUCUGUAGGCUGCACACAUUUCUGGACACAGUCUUUUGCUUGACCUCCAUAUUUCAUCUCUGUUUCAUUUCCAUUGAUCGGUACUGUGCUAUCUGUGAACCUCUGCUCUACCCCACCAAGUUCACCAUCAAAGUGGCCUUCAUUUACAUUGGGGUGGGGUGGGCAGUGCCUAUGACUUAUACCUCUAUCCUCCUCUAUACUAAAGUGAUCGUAGAAGGACUGGACCAUUUCUUGAAAGACAUGCCCUGUAUUGGUAGUUGUCAGCUGCUGUUCAACAAGCUCUGGGGGUGGUUGAACUUCCCAGUAUUUUUCUUCCCUUGCAUUGUAAUGAUAGUUUUGUAUGUGAAAAUAUUUACUGUGGCUAACAAACAAGCCAGGCUCUCAGCUACCGUGGGAGCACUUAAGAGUGAAAGAAAGGCAGCAAAGGCUCUUGUGGUAGCUGUAGGAGUCUACCUCCUGUGUUAGUUUCCCUUUACUAUUGACACUAUGGUAGACAGUCUUCUGGAUUUCAUUACCCCCCCAGUUCUGUUUGACAUCCUAAUUUGGUUUGCUUACUUCAAUUCUGCCUGCAAUCCCUUGAUCUAUGUAUUUUCCUACCGCUGGUUCAGGAAAGCUGUAAAACUAGUCUUAACUCAUGGGAUCUUUUGCUCCAGAACAUCUACAGUAGACUUGUACCAGGAAUGACCAAAGCUUUCAUGUGCACUGUAGAAAAUAUUGUAGGCUAUUUCAUACAUAUAUAUUCUCACGAAUAUUCUUCAACAUUCAUUUAGCUAGUAUUUCUUUUCUUAUUUAUAACUUUUUUUUAACAGUUGGCUUGGGCACAUCCGCAAUUUAAAUAUACAUGCCAUUCUGCGACUCACCUUCCACAACACAUUGCAGGCUCACCUUAUUAAGGUCUUGCACUAUGUGAUUCCAACACACAUUUGAAAAUUAGCUGUAGCCAACUCCAAAGAAGACCAUGUCCAUACUAUUCCUCAGUUACACCACUAUUUUUUGCACUAUUUUUCUAGCCCAAGGGAUGUGCCCCUGUGUCAAAGGCUACAUAUGGGAGAUACUAUUCUGAAUUAGUGUUUAUUGAAACCCAUAGAAUAUGUGCUUGCUUGAUCUGUGUGUGCAAGGAGGUCACUCCCUAACUAUGAA